Schistocerca serialis cubense is the source of this 5820-nucleotide messenger RNA. RefSeq names its product alpha-mannosidase 2 (gene alpha-Man-IIa). Gene Ontology annotation, biological process: N-glycan processing; protein deglycosylation; mannose metabolic process. The coding region runs from base 292 to 3651 and encodes 1119 amino acids. NCBI's taxonomy places the organism in Eukaryota, Metazoa, Arthropoda, Insecta, Orthoptera, Acrididae. The transcript is spliced from 21 exons. Gene Ontology annotation, molecular function: alpha-mannosidase activity; carbohydrate binding. The record is from RefSeq and is a predicted model, not a curated record. Gene Ontology annotation, cellular component: Golgi membrane.
UUUACGUCUGCUUUGUUGAUAUACUAAAUGCGUGUCAAGUGUAAAGAAAUAACAAUAAAAAAAUGAACUCUGUGAUAUAUAGUUAGAAACUGGAGAUAAAUUGUGACAAAUAAGAGUAAAUUCUUAGCGAUAAACACUAGUGACAUCCGUUGUGAACUGACGUGUGCGAUAAUGGCUUUUCGAGGCAACUGAAGCUGUCAAGCGUUGAAUGUUUUUUCUGAUACGCGUUUAUAACGCGGAGCGCUUUUUGAGCCUUCUGAAGUAUUUGCAACGCUUACUUGAAAUAAUAAAAUGAGGAUACGUAAAUUAACGGCACUAGUUUGUGCUGUUCUUAUCUUUGGAGGCUGCAUGCUGCUGUACCUUAUGAUGGAUGUGACUUUAUUGCCUCAUGAAUUUCAAGAGAAUAAGUGGAUAAGAAUUGGAGAUCGUUUGAAAGAGCUUGAAGAUGGUUUAAACAGGCAUCAUGAAACAGUUAGUAAGAUAAGAGAUUCAAUUAAAAAUCUAAUUCAGAGCAAUCCACAGACACCUGUAAUGUCUGAGAAUGUACAACAGUUAAUGAACAAAGAUUCAGAUUCAGGUGAUUAUUGUGCCUUCGAAAUUAAUGAAGUUCCAAACACGGAUGUUCAGCUUUUGGAUCUGUAUGAAAAACUGCCUUUCGAUAAUGUGGAUGGAGGAGCGUGGAAACAAGGUUGGAAUAUAGUGUACGAUCCAACUCAGUGGACUGAGUCAAAGAAACUGAAAGUUUUUGUCGUUCCUCACUCACACAAUGAUCCAGGAUGGAUUAAAACGUUUGAAGAUUAUUAUCAGGGACAGACUAGAAGCAUUUUAAACAACAUGGUGAAAAAACUGGGAGAAGAUAAGCGCCGUAAAUUUAUAUGGGCUGAAGUUUCAUUUUUCCAAUUGUGGUGGAAUGAAAUAACGCCUGAUAUACAAGAAGAAGUGAAAAGACUGAUUGAAAAUGGUCAACUAGAAAUUGUGACUGGUGGAUGGGUUAUGAAUGAUGAAGCCAAUACCCAUUAUUUUUCUAUGUUGGGGCAGAUGAUUGAUGGGCAUAAUUGGCUGGAAUAUAAUCUUAACAUAAAACCCAACAACAGCUGGUCCAUUGAUCCAUUUGGACACUCUCCGGUCAUGGCCUACCUCUUAAAGAAAAUGGGGUUUUCAAAUCUCCUCAUCCAGCGUGUCCAUUACUCUGUCAAGAAACAUUUAGCACGCAACAAACAAUUGGAAUUUCGCUGGAGGCAACUAUGGGAUCAUUCUGGAACAACAGAUUUGCUGACUCACAUGAUGCCAUUCUAUAGUUAUGAUGUUCCACAUACUUGUGGACCAGACCCGAAGGUCUGUUGUCAGUUUGAUUUUCGACGAUUGCCUGGGUAUGGAAUAUCUUGCCCCUGGAAGAAGCCACCACAAGCAAUCACUGAUCAGAAUGUAGCUCAGAGAGCUCAGUUGUUAUUGGACCAGUACAUGAAGAAAGCUCAACUGUUUCGAACAAAUGUUGUUAUUGCACCACUUGGUGAUGAUUUUAGAUAUGAUCAUGCUUCUGAAUGGGAUGUUCAGUUCAAUAAUUAUCAAAGACUCUUUGAUUAUAUGAACCAAAACAAACAUUAUCAUGUUCAGGCACAAUUUGGAACUCUUCAAGACUAUUUUAAUGCUGUACGUGAAGAAAGUUCCUUCCAAAACUUCCCAACUUUGUCAGGAGAUUUUUUUACAUAUGCAGACAGAGAUGAUCACUACUGGAGUGGGUACUACACAUCAAGGCCAUUUUAUAAACGAAUGGACCGUGUCCUAGUAUAUUACUUACGAGCAGCAGAAAUAAUAUUUGGACUAGCAUGGGGCAGUAAGAAAGAUUCGUCAGACUGGCCAAGUACUGCGCAUACCCAGCUAAUUACUGAUGCUCGACAUAGUUUGAGCUUGUUCCAGCAUCAUGAUGGGAUCACUGGAACUGCCAAGGACCAUGUCGUUGAAGAUUAUGCAAAGAAGAUGCAUGAUGCUAUUACUGGGCUGCAACAUGUAAUUCAACAGUCUGCACAUUAUCUUCUAUCUCCACAACAGGAGACCUAUCAGGACGAUCCACAAUUUACCUAUUUUGAUUUGGAUGAUGUUCGGAAACACCACUAUAGUCUUCCAGAGAAAACAACUCUAACAUUUGGAGAUGGUCAUGAAUACAGAAAAAUUGUUAUUUUUAAUUCUCUGACCUGGAAAAGACGUGAACUUAUUACAAUACGUGUUUCUACUCCAUAUGUUAAGGUAACUCAUAACAAUGGAUCCCAAAUAAUAUGCCAGGUUACUCCAACAUUUCUUCAGAAUGGAAAUAUGAUUGAUUCACAUUAUGAUGUUUCAUUCAUAGCAGAUGUGCCAGCCUUAUCUUUGGUUUCGUACUUCAUUAAUGUUUUACCUUCAGGCACUCAACUCCUUUCAGAUUCACUUUCCCAAAUAAAGCUUUUGAACACUCCUAAUAACUUCCUGAAAGUUGAUGGCUUUGAGAAUGUUCAGGUUUUUAAUGAUGCACACGAAUUUUCAAUAAAAAAUAAGUUCUUAUCUGCUGCUUUUGGUGUAGAUGGACUCCUUAAAGCUAUAACAAUCAGAAGUUCUGGCAUCACUGUUCCUGUCAGUCUAGAUUUUGCCAGGUACCUUGCCAGAGAAGGAAAAGAAAGGAGUGGUGCUUAUCUAUUUUUACCAGAUGGUGCUGCUGAAACUGUGAGAAUUGUAUCUCCCAUGAUAAGGAUUAUAGAAGGACCGCUUUUCUCACAAGUUGAUGUUGUUGUGCCAUUUGUCCAGCACACUGUUAAAGUGUAUAAUACACCAGGAGCUGAUUCAUUUGGAAUUGAAAUCCACAACUUGGUUGAUAUUACAGACCAAGCUAAUUAUGAACUAGUUAUGCGGUUCUCAAGUGGUAUACAAAAUGGUGAUGAAUUCUUCACUGAUCUAAAUGGUUUACAGGUUAUACGUAGAAAGCGACUUCCAAGAUUGCCACUUCAAGGAAAUUACUAUCCAAUGCCAAGCUUGGCAUAUAUUCAAGAUAAGAAAGUUCGCCUUACAUUAUUAUCUUCUCAGCCAGCCGGAUUUGCAUCCCUUAAAGAAGGUCAGAUUGAGGUUAUGCAAGAUCGGCGACUUAAUCAGGAUGACAAUAGAGGUCUAGGACAGGGGGUACUGGACAAUAAGCCUACACCUUCGACAUACAGGAUAAUACUCGAGGAAAGACAGAUACCAUGCCAGCAAUCCUUUGAUAGUUACACUGGAGGAUUUGUCUCAGCCGCUGCUCAUAUUGCAUUGCACACUAUGGCAAAUCCUUUGAUGAGGUUACUGUUAGUCGACAGUCGCCCAGAUAACUUGGAGAGCAAUUUCGGCCUUGCUCAGGAUACUGGUUAUGACAUUCACUUAGUUAAGCUUCAUUCUUUCUUCCCACCAUCAGCAGCCAAAGUUGGUGUUAUAUUUUUCAGACAGCAUAUUGAUACUUGCUUUAAUAGUCCACAGCUACAGGUGAUGCAGCCAAGUAAAGGGGUGGUGAAACUCAGCAGCAUUUUUCCAUCUCAGUUUGGGGAUGUGAUGACAGAGUCGUCAUUAUCAUUCCUACAUUUACGGAAGACUAUGCCAAAGCAAACACCUCGUCCAAUUUGUCCAAUGGAGUUAGCGGCAUACGUGUUGCCACGGUAGCCGUAUUGUGUGUUAUUGAAGUAAAAUGGUGUGACAGAAAUGCUCAAUAAACAUUGACUGCAGAGUAUGCGUGUUUUGCCUGGCAGUGAAAUGUGCAAGGACUUUGGUGUUAAGCCUGCAUCAGCUGUCAGAAAACCUCUUUUAUGGUUUUCUUUUUCCUACAAGAUGAACAAAUUUUAUAUUUAAUGGGCAUAUUGCUACCUUUUAGUUUUUUAUGUGUGUUUUUGUUAUUGGAACUGGUGCGUUAUACUUACUAUUUUAAGUUACUACUUCCAAAGAGAACCAUUGCACUUAAUUUGGUUUGCUGAAAAACUGAAUUGUGUUUAGGAGGGCAGAAUAAUUUAUUUCAGUAGUACCUGUGUUUAAAUGACUCUAGUCUCAUUAUUUCAUUACCUAAAUGACUGGAUAUAUUAUAUUGUAUUUAGUGUUGAAAAUUGUGAUGCAUAUUUCACCAAGAGGGACCAUUUCAUUUUAUUGUCACAGAUUUUCACACUUUUAUGAAUAAGGUUUUGUAGACCUUUGUGUCUCAAGUGGACUGACUGCCUUUUGCUAUUAAUGAUCCCAUUGGGCUUCAGCUCAUAAAGGUGCCCUUAAUGGAUGAAAAGAUUUUAUUUCCCCUUUGGUUCAAAUAUUUGUCCUUUUUGGGUGGUUUUAAAUUUCACAUAUUUUACGAGGGCAGUUCAAUAAGUAAUGCAACAAAUUUUUUUUCUGAAACAGGGGUUGUUUUAUUCAGCAUUGAAAUACACCAGGUUAUUCCCCAAUCUUUUAGCUACACAACACUAUUUUUCAACGUAAUCUCCAUUCAAUGCUACGGCCUUACGCCACCUUGAAAUGAGGGCCUGUAUGCCUGCACGGUACCAUUCCACUGGUCGAUGUCGGAGCCAACGUCGUACUGCAUCGAUAACGUCUUCAUCAUCCGCGUAGUGCCUCCCACGGAUUGCGUCCUUCAUUGGGCCAAACAUAUGGAAAUCCGACGGUGCGAGAUCGGGGCUGUAGGGUGCAUGGGCAAGAACAGUCCACCGAAGUUUUGUGAGCUCCUCUCGGGUGCGAAGACUUGUGUGAGGUCUUGCGUUGUCAUGAAGAAGGAGAACUUCGUUCAGAUUUUUGUGCCUACGAACACGCUGAAGUCGUUUCUUCAAUUUCUGAAGAGUAACACAAUACACUUCAGAGUUGAUCGUUUGACCAUGGGGAAGGACAUCGAACAGAAUAACCCCUUCAGCGUCCCAGAAGACUGUAACCAUGACUUUACCGGCUGAGGGUAUGGCUUUAAACUUUUUCUUGGUAGGGGAGUGGGUGUGGCGCCACUCCAUUGAUUGCCGUUUUGUUUCAGGUUCGAAGUGAUGAACCCAUGUUUCAUCGCCUGUAACAAUCUUUGGCAAGAAAUUGUCACCCUCAGCCACAUGACGAGCAAGCAAUUCCGCACAGAUGGUUCUCCUUUGCUCUUUAUGGUGUUCGGUUGGACAACGAGGGACCCAGUGGGAACAAACCUUUGAAUAUCCCAACUGGUGAACAAUUGUGACAGCACUACCAACAGAGAUGUCAAGUUGAGCACUGAGUUGUUUGAUGGUGAUCCGUCGAUCAUCUCGAACGAGUGUGUUCGCACGCUCCGCCAUUGCAGGAGUCACAGCUGUGCACGGCCGGCCCGCACGCGGGAGAUCAGACAGUCUUGCUUGACCUUGCGGCGAUGAUGACACACGCUUUGCCCAACGACUCACCGUGCUUUUGUCCACUGCCAGAUCACCAUAGACAUUCUGCAAGCGCCUAUGAAUGUCUGAGAUGCCCUGGUUUUCCGCCAAAAGAAACUCGAUCACUGCCCGUUGUUUGCAACGCACAUCCGUUACAGACGCCAUUUUAACAGCUCCGUACAGCGCUGCCACCUGUCGGAAGUCAAUGAAACUAUACGAGACGAAGCAGGAAUGUUUGAAAAUAUUUCACAAGAAAUUUCCGGUUUUUUCAACCAAAACUGGCCGAGAAAAAAAAUGUGUUGCAUUACUUAUUGAACUGCCCUCGUAUUAUGUGUAACUUUUUUUUGAAUGCAUUGUGAUUUAUAAAUAUUUGUAUAUAUAUUAUUGGUUGUGAUGUCAAAAGCAGUGUCAAAAUAAAUAAUGCUAGCUGCAGUGUCAUUGUAUCAUUAAAUGUUAUAGGUGAAUAAAAAUAAGUUUCAUUUUA